AGGUACACCUACUGUUAACAAUAUAUAACAAUCAGUAGUCAAAAGCUUACUGCCUUUAGGAAAGCAGAUUGUAGGGUGAGACAGUAAAUGAGCUAGCAGCAAGAGCUGCUGAGUAAAUGAAAGAGCUGCUGCACUGUGGAACCUGAUGUGAGAAAAACACAAGCAAAUCUUUCCGAGUGGAGAAGCAGCUGUCCCCCAGGAGGAGCAAACAGAAUCACUUCUAGAAGAAACAUGUUCCGGAAAAGACUUCUACUUGCUGGAAUUGUGAAUGUUCGAAAUAUCAUUUUGAACACAUUGCAGCCGAAAGGAAUAAAUAUACUAAGAAGAACACUGACAGAUAAACAGAACGUCUCAAAAGAAUCACUGACUUAUUCUGAGAAGAUCCAAGAAAAAGGCAAAGAACCCCCAGUUAUAUGCUGCUGUUUUUUAAAACCCCAACAGAUCUGGAGUCGUCUACCGUGCUUGAAAGCAGUUGUGCUAUACAAUGACUCUUUGCCAGAGAGACAUCCCAAUUUAUAUACGAUGGAAGAAUUUAUGGAGUUGGGAAAUGAGAUACCAGAUGCUACACUCAAUGACAUCAUUAGCUCUCAAAAGCCAAAUCAAUGUUGUGUGCUAGUGUACACUUCUGGAACAACCGGGAAGCCAAAAGGAGCCAUGCUGAGUCAUGACAAUAUAACCUGGACAGCAGCACAUGCCAGCAGAGCAGGGGAUAUGCAACCGGCAGAAAUCCAACAGGAGAUUAUAGUCAGUUACCUCCCGCUCAGCCACAUAGCUGCUCAGAUAUAUGACCUCUGGACUGGAAUCAAGUGGGGAGAGCAAAUUUACUUUGCUGAGCCAGAUGCUUUAAAGGGCAGCUUGGUCAAUACACUGAAAGAAGCACAGCCAACAUCUCAUAUGGGAGUUCCACGAGUAUGGGAGAAAAUCAUGGAGAAAUUAAAGGACACGUCUGCUCAGUCAGGAUUUAUGAAAAAGAAAAUGUUAUCAUGGGCCAUGUCCAUUAGCUUAGAGAGGAACCUAAGCUGCUCAGGAAGUACUCUGGACCCAGAUACAUCCGAUCCUACUGACAAUCUGAGUGAGCAAGCCAGAGAAUUCUGCCAGAAAAUUGGCAGCAAAGCCAUGAAAGUGUCAGAGAUUGUGGCAACAAGAGAUCAGGCUGUUUACCAGGCCAUUCAAGAAGGAAUCGAUAGAGUCAACAUGAAGUCCACGGCCAGUGUUCAGCAUAUUCAGAAAUGGACAGUCCUGGAAAGAGAUUUCUCCAUUUCUGGUGGAGAAUUUGGUCCUACGAUGAAAUUAAAACGACCUGCUGUGCUUGAAAAAUACAAAGAUGAAAUUAAUUCAUUUUACAAAGAAUAAAAUUAGUCUUCAUGCCAAGUAUUAUCUGCAAGUUUCCCAAGAAGCAAAACAAAUUCACCAACUCUGUGUUACAGGAAACAGCUCCCAACAAAUGCAUUUGAGGAUUUACAUUUCUAGGCGAGCACACCUAUCAUUUGUUUUGCACCCUAUGCAACAGGCAUUAGAAGAGAAACAUCCAUGUAAAGAUCUAGUUGUAAUUCUACAUGCAAAGUAAUAAAAUUUCUUGCUACAGAUAAGUAUUCCUA
This is a messenger RNA of Terrapene triunguis (Three-toed box turtle), 1598 nucleotides long. It is a transcript of the gene ACSBG1, whose product is annotated as acyl-CoA synthetase bubblegum family member 1. The coding region runs from base 232 to 1353 and encodes 373 amino acids. Gene Ontology annotation, molecular function: long-chain fatty acid-CoA ligase activity. The transcript has 9 exons. NCBI's taxonomy places the organism in Eukaryota, Metazoa, Chordata, Testudines, Emydidae. The record is from RefSeq and is a predicted model, not a curated record. Gene Ontology annotation, cellular component: membrane; endoplasmic reticulum.